Penicillium robsamsonii is the source of this 555-nucleotide messenger RNA. RefSeq lists its product as uncharacterized. The record is from RefSeq and is a predicted model, not a curated record. Lineage: Eukaryota; Fungi; Ascomycota; Eurotiomycetes; Eurotiales; Aspergillaceae. The transcript is spliced from 2 exons. Bases 1 to 555 code for a protein of 184 amino acids.
AUGGGGAUUGAUUUGGGAGUCGUGUUGCUACCGCUUCCUAUUGUCUGGCGGCUACAAAUGUCGAGUCGCAAGAAGACUGGCGUCACAGCAUCUUUCGCGAUAGGCAUCCUAACGGCCGGUAUCAACCUGGGCCGCAUUGUUCAGACCAAAUUGUGUCCCGCUGACGACCUCAUCUACUGUCUCAGAGACUCCUCUAUUCUCAUCAUGGCAGAAAUUACGGCCGGAAUCUUGGUGGCCUGUGUUCCAACAUUUGGACCCUUAUUGUUUCGCGGGCGAAGCGUGCGUUCAGCGCGACCACAUCAUUUGCCUACAAUUGGGUCACCUCGAAUACGCCGUCGUCCAAAAUUCGAUUCUCUACUUUCUACAUUUGACCACAGUCACAAUGAUCGCGAAGAGCGAGGACAUGCAAUGGAAGUGGAGCCUGAUGCGCCCACAUCGCAUGUCGGGACUGGAGCUGAGAAUGAAGCUCCAGACACGGGCAUUAUAGUGACGCGCGACCUCGAUGUGCAUAGUCUCAAUGUGCUCCCUCGGGUGUGUGAAAACGAUACUGUUUGA